Molecule: messenger RNA, 1322 nt
Organism: Ipomoea nil (Japanese morning glory)
Lineage: Eukaryota; Viridiplantae; Streptophyta; Magnoliopsida; Solanales; Convolvulaceae
Product: EPIDERMAL PATTERNING FACTOR-like protein 2
Exons: 3
Coding region: 495-902 (135 amino acids)
Biological process (GO): stomatal complex development; guard cell differentiation
Source: RefSeq, a predicted model, not a curated record
UCUCCUGUUUUCAAGAUGAGCAUUGCUAGCUAGCUUGCUGUAUACUAUACAAUGGGUUCCAACUCCUAACCUUAGUUUCUUGGUUGGCCAACAUUAUAUUUUGAAAUUCUGGGGGCUCAUGGUACGAGGUUGUGAGCUCCUUCCACUUUCAUACCUUUUCUCUUUGCUCAUCUUUUGCACCAUUCCCUUCUUGCAUACACCCAUCUUCUUUGAUUUACGAGAAAGUCAAUAUCUGCUACUUGAAAGUGCGUUUUGGGUGAAAUUCAUACAGUGAUCCUAGUCAACAAAGGACCACAAAAAACCAUUAACCAGUUCAAACCAAAAACGUCAAUAGACAACUCCCACGAGGUAAUCAAACUUGAAACCUUAUGGUUGCCCCCACCAUAUCCAUCUUCUGAUGCUAUAUAUGAAUAGCCUUUUAAGUCUAGAAAACCAACCCUCUCUCUGUCUUCCAUUCCUUUCCUCUUUCUCUCUGAAAACUAAAAAAAAAAAAAAUGACCUGCUAUCAACAGAGAAUGCUUUGGUGCAGAAAUCAUCAGCUAAUCAUCUUUCUGCUGCUCCUCUCAGUUUCAAGCUUCAUCCAUUUCAGUUCAUUGGCUCAAGGCAGAGAUACUCCCAACCUGGAAAGAACUCAGAGGAGAAAUGAAGGAAAAGAAGUAAAGAUGAGAUCUUUGAUUGGUUCAAGGCCUCCCAGAUGCGAGAGCAGAUGCAGGAAUUGUGGUCACUGUGAAGCAGUUCAAGUCCCCAUUGAUGAUCCUUCAGACCCCAAACACCCCCAAACAAGAACCCAUCAGUUCAAUGCAGUUCCCAAAGUUGUUGCUUAUUCCAGAGGAGAUGGUAUCGACAACUACAAGCCCAUGUCUUGGAAGUGUAAAUGUGGAAACCACUUUUUCAAUCCUUGACCAACCUGUAUAAAAAAUUAAACCAUCAAAAUGUUACCUAUCAUUCUUGACCAACAUAUUAAUAGAGAGGCAAAUUCAUGUGCAGAUUGGUUGGCCACAAAUGUGGAUAGCACCCAGUUUGGUUGCGGGCAAUAUUGAUGUGGUGUAAUCGUGUUUGUUUUCAGGCCGUUUCAUGUUGUUUACAUACCCUUUUUUUCUCUUAUUCUAUUUGUUAUAGUAUGGUAAUAGUUUUCUGUCAUCUGUGAACUGCAAGUAAAUAUUUCAAGAAUAAGAAGAAACUAGCAGUGUAUAAAGAAUGACAGAAUGAAUCGAAGUGCAUCAAGAAACUAUGAUGUAAGUUCCAGAAUCAGAAACACAAGAUUAGAGUUACAUGAAUUGACAAGAUUAAGGUACUGAGAUGCCAACAACAAAAGCUAAAAA